AUGUUUAGGAAAAUAAAAGAAGAAAAUGAGAAGAUCCUUCAAGAAUAUGGAUUCUGCAUCUUGGAUGGCCAUCGAGAAAGAAUUGGCAACUUCAAAAUUGAACCUCCUGGUCUGUUUCGUGGACGUGGAGACCACCCAAAACAAGGAAUGCUGAAAAAAAGAAUCACUCCACAAGAUAUCAUCAUCAACUGCAGCAGGGAUUCCAGGAUUCCUGAGCCCCCAGCUGGCCAUAAAUGGAAGGAGGUUCGUCACGAUGAUACUGUAACUUGGCUAGCUUCCUGGACAGAAAAUGUUCAAGGAUCGGUGAAGUACAUCAUGCUUAAUGCCAAUUCAAAGUUAAAGGGAGAAAAAGACUGGGAAAAAUACGAGGUUGCUAGAAAACUUAAGACCUGUGUUGAUAAAAUUCGAGCCCAGUAUCAGAGUGACUGGAAAUCAAAGGAAAUGAAAGUGCGCCAAAGAGCAGUCGCUCUUUACUUUAUUGACAAGUUGGCUCUUAGAGCUGGUAAUGAGAAGGAAGAAGGGGAGACUGCUGAUACUGUGGGCUGUUGUUCUCUGCGAGUCGAACACAUUAAACUUCAUGAAGAGCUGGAUGGACAGACAUAUGUGGUAGAGUUUGAUUUUCUUGGUAAAGAUUCUAUCCGUUAUUACAACAAAGUUCCUGUAAAGAAAAAGGUAUUCAAAAAUCUUCAUCUUUUUAUGGAGCACAAACAGGACGGUGAUGAUCUGUUUGACAGGCUGAAUACCCCAAUGCUGAACAAGCAUCUACAGUCACUGAUGGAUGGACUGACUGCCAAAGUAUUUCGAACGUACAAUGCUUCGAUUACCCUUCAGCAACAGCUGAAGGAGUUAACUAAGUCCGAAGACAGUGUCCCUGCUAAAAUACUGGCUUAUAACCGAGCAAACAGGGCAGUUGCCAUAUUAUGUAACCAUCAGCGGGCACCACCAAAAACCUUUGAGCAAUCAAUGGCAAAUCUACAGUCUAAAAUUGAUGCCAAAAAGGAACAACUUUCCCUUGUAAAGAAGGAGCUGAAGCAAGCAAAAACGGAAGCAAAGGAGAAUGACACAGAGAAGAUAAAAAAAGCUGUAGAGAGCAAAAUGAAGGCAUUGCGAAGAACAGAAGAGCAACUAAUGAAGCUGGAAGUGCAGGCAACAGACAGAGAAGAAAACAAACAGAUUGCCUUGGGCACCUCCAAACUCAAUUACCUGGAUCCUCGGAUCACUGUAGCUUGGAGUAAGAAAUGGGAGGUGUCCUUGGAGAAAAUCUACAACAAAACACUGAGAGACAAAUUUGCUUGGGCAAUUGACAUGGCAGAGCUGGACUUUGAAUUUUAAUAGCACUCGUUUCUGAAGCAUCUUAACUUUUUUCUUCAUCUCUAAUAUGAAUGCAGUAGUACUAUCUCACUUUAUAAUCCAGUUAACCUCACAUCUACAGUGUAGAUAUUGAUCAAAAUGGCCUUUUCUUACCAACUUUACAUUUUUAAUGAAAGCUUAAUAUAAUAUGCAGGAUGAAUGUUUUAAGUGAUGGACACUGCCAUUGAUUUUCUUAGUCUUUUAAUAUCUGUGAUAUAGAAUUAAGAGUUCAGUGAUAUUUAUAAAUGUAUACAAUGCUUUUCUGCAUCCACCAGGUGCUUUUAUAAUAUUUACAUGUUUUAUCAUAUAAUAGAGUCAAAAGUUUCUAAUUUAUAUUUUGUACUUAUUAAAAAUCUGAUUAUACUUGGCAUGUAUGUUUUAGCUGUAUGGACAUAUCUUUUUGAAUUAUAAAAUGCAUGACAACCUA
Molecule: messenger RNA, 1777 nt
Organism: Protopterus annectens (West African lungfish)
Lineage: Eukaryota; Metazoa; Chordata; Ceratodontiformes; Protopteridae
Product: DNA topoisomerase 1-like
Exons: 11
Coding region: 1-1332 (443 amino acids)
Biological process (GO): chromosome segregation; DNA replication; DNA topological change
Cellular component (GO): nucleolus; chromosome
Molecular function (GO): DNA binding; DNA topoisomerase type I (single strand cut, ATP-independent) activity
Source: RefSeq, a predicted model, not a curated record